AUGGUAGAGAUCGUUGAAGAAGUUGAUCAUCUAAGCUUGGAGGAUGAAGAAGCUGAAGAUAUCAGUUACGAGGAGCUCAAGAAGCGAAUGUGGAAGGAUCGUGUGCGCUUAGAGAAGUUUAAGGAAAUACGAAAAAGUGAAGAACCCGUGUCUUUGGCGAAAGAAGAGGCGUCUCGCCGGAAGAAGAUGGCUAGAGCUCAAGAUUCCAUACUCAAAUACAUGGUGAAGAUCAUGGAAGUGUGCGAAGCACGAGGCUUCGUCUAUGGGAUCGUUCCGAAGAAGGGGAAGCCGGUGACAGGAUCGUCGGAUAGCUUACGAGAGUGGUGGAAAGACAACGUCCAGUUCGACCAGAACGCUCCACUUGCAAUUUCCAAGUAUCUACCAGAAGUGCUUUUGGAACAAGCAUGUUCUAGUGGGCUGGAUCAAGACAACUCUUAUGUCCAUCUCCUUCAUGACUUGCAAGACACGACUCUGGGGUCGCUGCUUUCGGCUCUAAUGCAACACUGCAUACCUCCACAGAGGCGGUUUCCUUUGGAGAAAGGUUUGGCUCCACCGUGGUGGCCCAAGGGAAAUGAGAUAUGGUGGGGCGACCAAGGGGUUUCUCAAGAGCAUGGACCUCCUCCUUAUAGGAAACCUCAUGAUCUCAAAAAGGCUUGGAAAGUAAGUGCUUUGGCUGCAGUGAUUAAGCAUAUGGUUCCUAAUAUGGACAGGGUUAGAAGGCUAGUAAGGCAAUCCAAGUCCUUGCAGGAUAAAAUGACUGCUAAGGAGGCCGCGAUUUGGUCCAAAGUGGUUAACCAAGAAGAAGCAAUUCUCCAACUUAUACAUGUCUUCCCAAAAACUUCAAACAGUGAAUGGGCUUUAGGCUUUGUGGAUAAGAAAUCGAGGGCAAGCCAUAACGGAAAGAAUGUUUCUGAUACAACAGUGCGGGUUGACACAAGUUGCUCGUAUGAUCACUCCCCAAUUGAUUCAGAAUUCGAAAGUGUGGUGGACUGGAUUAAUAUGGAGCUACAAAAGGCCAGUGUAAACGAAGCUGGUGAAGUGGUGUCUGGUUGUCCAAGUGCAUAUUGGGAAGGUGUUAUGGAAGAUUCAGCUUUGGAUGCAGCAUUUGAGAUUCAAAGGGAAAACAUGGAUUUAAAUCUAUAUCCAGACGAAGGGAUAUCACAGAUGAAUCAAGAACCAACUUCAAUUUGGGACUUGGGAUAUGAUUAUAACGAUGCAAACUUGUAA
Molecule: messenger RNA, 1227 nt
Organism: Fragaria vesca subsp. vesca
Lineage: Eukaryota; Viridiplantae; Streptophyta; Magnoliopsida; Rosales; Rosaceae
Product: putative ETHYLENE INSENSITIVE 3-like 4 protein-like
Exons: 2
Coding region: 1-1227 (408 amino acids)
Cellular component (GO): nucleus
Molecular function (GO): DNA-binding transcription factor activity; DNA binding
Source: RefSeq, a predicted model, not a curated record